Messenger RNA from Pecten maximus, 851 nucleotides. RefSeq names its product piggyBac transposable element-derived protein 1-like. Lineage: Eukaryota; Metazoa; Mollusca; Bivalvia; Pectinida; Pectinidae. The coding region runs from base 28 to 816 and encodes 262 amino acids. The transcript is spliced from 3 exons. The record is from RefSeq and is a predicted model, not a curated record.
AGGGUUGUUCUUGACCUUAGCAGGGACAUGCUAAACAAGAACCACCAUCUGUACAUGGACAACUUCUUCUCCAGCCCUGCCCUCUUCACCAGGCUGCUUCAGGAUGGUAUAUAUGCUUGCGGUACUGUGAGGGCAACUCGACAGGGAUAUCCAAAGGAGCUGCAGAAAGGUUGUGUGAAGAAGAAGGGAGACCAUUUGUCUAUGCAGAAGGGACCCCUCAGCACAUCUGCUUGGUUUGACAACAAACAAGUAAAUUUCUUAUACACGAAUGUAGACGCCACAAAACUUAGUGAGGUAAGCCGGAAGAAGAAAGACGGCACAACACAUGUCUCCCUGGCACCUGAAGCAGUUCAGCUCUACGGUUCGCGUAUGAAUGCGGUCGAUAGGGCGGAUCAGCUCAGGAUGCAGUACUCCUGCAGUAGGAAGUCACUCAAAUGGUGGAAGUACCUUUUCUACUUCCUGCUGGAUACCGCCAUUGUCAACUCCUUUUUGCUUAUGAAGGAGUCUCCGAAUCACAAGCUAACCACACGGACUGGAAAGGAAAAGAUAAGGACACAGAUCAGUUACAGACAGGAACUGGCUCGUCAGUUGAUUGGGGAGACCAGGGUCACCAGGAAGAGGAAGGCACAGCCAACAACAAUGGAUACAACUGGACACCAGCACUGGCCGGAGAUUCUGAACAAAAAGGGAAGAUGUCGACAGUGUUCGAAAUCAGGCAGACGCCGGGAAGUGAUUUCCGGAUGUUCACAUUGCAAUGUGAAACUGUGUGUUGGAUGCUUUAAAGACUACCACCAAUCACUAUUAAAUGAAUUGUAAAUAUGUACAAUCAAGAUUAUUGGUCACAAAUUUGA